UUUUGAGGGAGAAAAAAAAAAAAUCAACCUCUCUGCAACCAUGACCACUUUUGACGACAUCUUGGAGGAAGCUGGCAAGUUUGGCCGCUGUCAGAAGCGAAUCUUCGCCCUGCUGUGCAUGGUGUCCAUGCCGUGGGCGGGCGUGUACGUCGGCAUUGUCUUCCAGGGUUUCACCCCGGACCACUGGUGUCGGGACUCUGCGGUGGUGGAGAGGAGGCAGGCGUGCGUCUGGACGCUGGAAAACAGUCGCAGGCUGACGGUGCCGCUGGUCAACAACUCCGGAGUGCUGCAGCAGAGCAGCUGUAAGCAGUACGAGGUGGACUGGAACACCACAACCCUCACCUGUGACACACAGGACCUGAACCUCAGCGGAAUCCCCACAACCCACUGCAAAGAAGGCUGGGAGUACGACUACGAGGGAAGGCAGUCCUUUGUGACUGAGUUUGACCUGGUGUGCGCAGAUGGAUGGCUGGUGGACAUGUACCAGGCCACUCUCAACGUGGGCUUCCUGGUUGGGAGUAUUGCUAUUGGCUACCUGGCCGACAGGUUUGGCAGGAAAAUGAGUUUCCUGAUGUCCAACCUGCUGAAUGGGAUUGCAGGGAUCCUGGUGGCCGUGGCUCCAAACUACGUGUCUUUACUGGUUUUCAGAACGCUGUACGGGUUUGGGGUGAAAGGAGGCUGGGUGGCUGGAUACGUGCUGAUCACGGAGAUCGUAGGGGUGGAGUUCAGGCGCACGGUGGGAGUCAUUUAUCAGAUGUUCUUCAGCGUCGGCAUCCUCAUCCUCCCUCUGCUCGCCUACUUCAUCACCGACUGGCGUUGGCUGCAGGUCGUCAUCACCGUCCCCUACAUCCUCUUCCUGUCCUACUACUGGUUUAUCCCCGAAUCUCCAAGAUGGCUUCUCUCUCAGAACAAAAAGUCCAAAGCUGUGGAGAUCACCGAGGCCAUGGCCAAAGAGAACAAGAUGUCCCUGUCCAAGAACAUCGAGACUCUGGCAGACGAUAACGCAGACUCCACCACCACCGCCUCCUUCAUGGACCUGAUCAGGACUCCAAAAAUGAGAAAACACACUUUCAUUCUCAGCUACAACUGGUUCACCAGCGCUGUGGUCUACCAGGGUUUGAUCAUGAGGCUGGGUAUUCUGGGAGGAAACGUCUACAUCGAUUUCCUCAUCUCCGGCCUGGUGGAGUUCCCCGCUGCCUUCCUCAUCCUCUUCACUAUUGAACGCAUUGGCAGACGCCUUCCCUUCGCCACCGCCAACUUCGUGGCUGGAGCCUCCUGCUUCAUCACUGCCUUCAUUCCUGACAGCAUGUUCUGGUUCAAGACGGUGGUGGCCUGCAUCGGUCGGCUGGGGAUCACCAUGGCCUUUGAGAUGGUGGUGUUUGUUAACACUGAGCUCUACCCAACGUUUGUCAGGAACCUCGGGGUGUCAGUCUGUUCCACUCUGUGUGAUGUUGGAGGCAUCGUAGCUCCUUUCCUGCUCUACAGACUGGCUGUCAUCUGGCUGGAGCUGCCACUCAUCAUCUUCGGGUCUCUGGCUUUCCUGGCUGGUGGUUUGGUGCUGCUGCUUCCUGAGACGAGGGGCGUGCCGCUGCCCGAGACCAUUGAUGACAUUGAGUUCCCAGACAAGUUGAAGGAGAAAACCACACUGAAGAACCAGCAGUUGACCAACCUGCUGCCCAACGACAUUUCGACCAACAGAGACUCAGCCGUGGUUUAAUCUCCUUCUGUUUCCAAAGUAUUUAUUUAUGUUGUUCAUCAGUGUUGCUUGUGGAUACAUUUGGUACCUCCUUUGAUUUUGGUUUUUGACUGAAUAGUAGUAGUUUUUCUGUGACCCUUGUCGCCCACAAAGAAUGGAGUGUUUAGACUCAGCUGCUGUUAUGUUUCUGUGUUAAGCCUCAGUGAUGUGAUGAGAUGAUGAAAAAUGUGUGUGUUAGUUGAAAGAGAGUGACGUAUGAACUCAUGUGACCUGUGCUAUGCUGUUAGAAUUAUUACAGAAUUUCUUUAUUAAAUUAUUCUUUUAACACAA
Messenger RNA from Scatophagus argus, 2026 nucleotides. Its product is annotated as solute carrier family 22 member 2-like. Gene Ontology annotation, biological process: transmembrane transport. Lineage: Eukaryota; Metazoa; Chordata; Actinopteri; Scatophagidae. The coding region runs from base 41 to 1717 and encodes 558 amino acids. Gene Ontology annotation, cellular component: membrane. The record is from RefSeq and is a predicted model, not a curated record. The transcript is spliced from 11 exons.